UGUAGCCAUAAAAUCACCAAAAAAUGAAGAAACCUCAACCUCAAGAAUGCAGAAAGCAUCAAUAGGUUUUCAUAAAAUUGCACCAUCUAACGCCAUGAAUGAUCUCACAGACACUUUCGCGAAGGCGAACAUGUCCUCAUCCUCCACACGAGAAGAUUCUCCUGAGAAUUUAGACACGCAUGAAGAUGAGCCUCUGAAAACUUUCCAUCCAUUUCCUCAACUACCAACAGAACUCCGUAUUCAGAUCUGGACCCUCGCCCUCCCAUCCGACAAACGACUCUACACACUCUCAAUCUCAAUUCCAGCCUCCUCUGCUCUUCUCCCAACACCAACCUUCCUCAUCCACCACGCAGCUUCAAAUCAUAGUUCAAAAAAACCAACAAUUUCCCUCACCCGUUCAACAGCCCUGCUCCUCACCAACCAUGAAUCCCGCAGUAUCUACCUCUCCCACCAUCCUUCAUUCAUCCCCACCACUCAUCAAGCAAAACUCCAUUUCUCCCCUACCCAAACAAUUUUCCACAUAACCAACUACAAGACCCUCCAACGCAACGUGGCGUUUGCCCAAUCCAUCAAAUCAAACACGGCCAACUUCCACCACCUAAAGACCCUGUUAUCAGGAAUCCACUUCCUCGCCACAACAAAAGAUUCUUUCUAUCCAAGUGUAGAGCGAGGUGCUUGGUGGGGAGGGAGCGGAGGAGGUCCAUCAAUCCGUAUCUUUCCCAACCUCGAGACGUGGUAUUGCGUGCUGGGAGAAGGCGGGAGUAGGGCAGCGGCUGAAGAGGAGACGAGGAGGACAAGGGGACGGCUGGAGGGCUUUGGGAGGAGGUUUGAUAGUGAGUGGAAUGUGCCGGGGAUUGAGUUGUUGGAGCUGUGA
This is a messenger RNA of Cadophora gregata, 874 nucleotides long. RefSeq lists its product as uncharacterized. NCBI's taxonomy places the organism in Eukaryota, Fungi, Ascomycota, Leotiomycetes, Helotiales, Ploettnerulaceae. The coding region runs from base 47 to 874 and encodes 275 amino acids. The transcript has 3 exons. The record is from RefSeq and is a predicted model, not a curated record.